Pygocentrus nattereri (red-bellied piranha) is the source of this 4286-nucleotide messenger RNA. Its product is annotated as zinc finger protein ZFAT-like. The record is from RefSeq and is a predicted model, not a curated record. Gene Ontology annotation, molecular function: DNA-binding transcription factor activity; RNA polymerase II cis-regulatory region sequence-specific DNA binding. Lineage: Eukaryota; Metazoa; Chordata; Actinopteri; Characiformes; Serrasalmidae. Bases 176 to 3892 code for a protein of 1238 amino acids. The transcript is spliced from 8 exons. Gene Ontology annotation, biological process: regulation of transcription by RNA polymerase II.
CGCAUGCGCGGUGUGGCCGACUGCGGUCCGACGUUUUGGUUCGGAAGCGCCGAAAAUCUCCGCUAAAACCCGCCGGUUCCUGCAGAACCGCCCGCGGCACCCUGCGCACAGCUGCCCCGGAGCCGGCGGGGCAGUCCGGCUUCAGCUGGGUCAGCUCCUCCGCCUGCUGAGCAGCAUGUCCGGCGCAGACCUGCUCUCGGAACCGGGCCUCCGGCUCCGUCCCGAGGGUCGUAAGGGUCCUGAGGGCACCAGCAGCAAGUCCACCGGAACAGACCUGUCCAUGCAGGACAUCGGCCGCCUGGAGGAGCUGCAGACGGAGAUCCGGCAGCUGAGGGAGGAGGUGGCCUUAUUGGAGGCCAAGCUGAGGCUGAAGGACUGUGGAGAACUUCAGGAACGGCAGCAUCAGAAGACCAGCAGUGGACACCAGGAGCUGGAGCUCAUCCCCAACCUACCUCUACUUUUUAGGGCCAAAACGAACCCCAGACCACCAAAGAGCUGUAACGGCAGAGCUGCCCAGGCGCUCCAAGAUGGACCUCAUGUUUUUAAAAACGAACCAGUGGAAACGUCGUACUGUGUCUACAGCAGAGCACUGAACCAGACGAGUGAGGACCCUCCUACUCUGUCUCUACAGUGCUAUACUGAUCCCAGCACUGUAGAAGCUCAGGACUGUGAACAGGGAGAUGAAGACGUUCUUCAGGAGGCGGAGGAUGAACUCAACCUGUCUCUGCACUGCUACAGUGAUCCAGCACUGGAGUCCGAGUGCAGUGAUGGUGACCAACUCGUGGUCCAGGACUCAGAGGCUGAGUCUAGUCUGGUUAAAACUGAGCUGAUCUCCACUGACGGCGAUGAUGGAGACCAGAACGCACCAAAGGGGAAGCUGAUGGACUGUAAGGACCUUCUGGAGAUAGAUGGAAACAUCAAAGACGAGGAGAAACGGGACGGCUAUCAUGAGGAGGAUUUUACAUCUUCAGAUGUGGCCAUGCCGUCCUGUGUAGAGGAAGGUACGGGACCUCCAGCGUCUGAGCAGAGCAUCUACAGCCCAGGACCGUCUAUGAGGACACCGAUGACCUCGCACUUCACUACAGACCAGCACUUUAACGGUUAUGCAGAGACAGGAACAUCCUAUUCCUGCUUUUGGUGCGGGAAGGAAUUCCUUUCAGCGUCCGCUCUGAGAAUGCACUUGAGCACCCAUGCGGAAGAAAGUUCGGAAUGUUUUCCAGUUCCAGUGUCCCAGAGCAAAGACAAGCUGUACCCGUGCAUUCACUGUGGAAAAACAUUCGCCGACUUAUCACACUGCAAAAGCCAUGAGAAGACACAUGCUGGAGAAGGGCCUUACCGCUGCCCUCAGUGCGGGGUUUCCUUCACGUUCCUCCACAGCUUUCAGAACCACCAGAAGGAACAUAGUCGAGAACCGAGUGCAGCCCUGAAGCCUUACCAGUGCUCCUACUGCAGCAAGCAGUUCGCGACGAAGGCCACUCUCAUAAUCCACAGCAGAAUCCACACUGGAGAGCGACCCUACCAGUGCUGCUUCUGCGACCAGGCCUUCACCAGGUCAGACCGGCUGAAGGAACACGAACGGAUUCACACCGGAGAGAGGCCAUUCCACUGCAGCUCCUGUGGGAAGCAGUUCUCGCAGGCGGCAUCACUCAGGACUCACCAGAGGAUCCACACUGGAGAGAAGCCGUACCACUGCUCCGGCUGUGGGAAGCAGUUCUCGGACUUAACAGGGCUCAGAACUCAUGAGAGGCAGCACACCGGAGAGAAGCCAUACCGCUGUCUACAGUGCGGGAAGAGCUUUGCUCAGGCUUCCAACCUCAGGGCUCACCGCAAAACACAUGAACAGGCCCGCUGGUUUUCUCAGUCUGAGCUGAUGUCUCUGCUCAGACCUGCUCUGGCCAAGUCCACGGCAUGCCCAGAAAAGCUUUAUCUCAGCAACGUUAAAUAUCGUCAUAUAGACACAGACCGUGUGAGAGGUAGAGUAAGAACCAGGAGAAUGGACAGCAGAGCCGAGGAGAUGGAGGAGGGAGAGGUUUUCCUGGAGCUCCACCUGCUGUACGACUCUGACACGUCCUGCACCAAGUCAGUAGGAACUGAUCUCUCCAUGGACGACAUUGGAAACCUGCAGGCUGAGGUGUGGAGGCUGAGAGAGGUGGUCACCUCGCUGGAGGAGAGGCUGAGACGGCAGGAGGACGUACGCCACGGGCAGGACUCAGAAGGAGGACCCAGUGUUCCCGGUCAUGAACUUAGCCCCUCAGACUCUAACUGUGGUCCCCAGAGCUCAGUGCAGGACGAGGAGGAGGAGGGCGUGUCCAGUGUGAAUCCUGAGUCUGAAGCUGAAGAGUCGUCCGUAUUCAUACUGGACUCUGUGGGCCAGAGUGAGCAGCAGGACUCGGUGCAGGACGCGGAGCAGGACGGGGGCAGCCUCUCUCUGCAGUGCAACACUGACCCAGAUCCUACAGAGAGUGUGGAGUCCAGCUGUACCGCUGCAGCUCAGACCCCUUUAAAGACGUGCUCGGUGAGGCUGGAGGACUGCAGGACCAUGAUGGAGCUAAAUGACCUCAUCUCAGCAGAAGCAGACAUGGAAGAACCUGAUGACAGUUUCUGUCCUUCAGGAGAAAGCGGCGGGUCUCCUGCUGAAGGAACUCAAACCUCUGGAGAACAAACUCCAAACAAAACCAAUAAACAGAAACCAUUUCCGUGUCCUGCCUGUGGAAAACGGCUGAGCUCCUCAGAGUCUUUGGAAAGACACAUGAGAGUUCAUAGCGGAGAGAAGCGUGGGGGCACUCUCGCUGCCAAGGGGAACCCAGAGAUCCGUCAGCACACUCAUCCCAAAGAGAGGCGUCACAAAUGCCCCGACUGUGGGAAAGCAUUCCCUUUUCCGAGUAUGAUCAAAUACCACCAGAGAAUUCACACUGGAGAAAAGCCUCACUGCUGCUCGCACUGCAGCAUGAGCUUCAGGCAGAAAGGCCAACUUCAGCGUCACGAGGCGAUACAUACCGGUGGCAGCACAAGCCAACAAAAAACAACUUUCCCUUGUCCUACUUGUGGAAAACGGUUAAGUUGCUCGGAAACUUUGAAAAGGCACAUGAGAAUUCAUACCGGAGAGAAGCCGCCGAGGCCUCACGUUUGCGCUGUGUGCGAUAAAGGGUUCCCCAUGCCGUCGGUUCUGAAAGUGCACAUGAAAACACAUAGUGGAGAGAAACCUUUCCACUGUGAUGUGUGUGGGAACUCGUUCACUACCAGAGGAAACCUCAAGGUCCAUCAGAACAUUCAUACCGGAGCCCGACCGUACCAGUGCUCCUUCUGUGACAAGCGCUUCAAUCAUCAGACGCACUGUAGACGGCACGAGCGUAGUCAUACCGACGAGAGACCUCACCAGUGUCCAGAUUGUGGAAAAGCCUUCAGCUCCCCGUGUACACUCAAAGACCACCGCAGAGUUCAUACCGGUGAGAAGCCAUACCGCUGCUCGCACUGCAACAUGACCUUCAGCCACAAGAACCACCUCCAGCGCCACGAGAGGACGCACACUGGCGAGAAGCCCUACCUGUGCGACCUCUGUGGGAAAGCCUUUUCAGAUCCCAGGCACUUCUCCACCCAUAAACGGGUGCACUCGGGUGAGAAGCCCUACCAGUGCUCCUUCUGCGGGAGGAGCUUCCGCCAACGGAUCGACCUCAAGCAGCACGAGCGGACGCACACGAACGAAAGGCCGUACGAAUGUGUCCAGUGCAAUAAAGCCUUCACUCGUCCAGAUGUCCUCAAGACUCACCUCAGGGUGCACACAGGAGAGAAGCCCUAUCACUGCCCCUUCUGCGGAGAGUGUUUUGCUUAUUUAGGGAGCUUGAGGAUGCAUCAGGAGAAGCACGCCAAAGAGGAAGCGACGCAGAGUUCGUAGCAGUAUGAGCUCUUUUACAGGAGACAGAGCAGUUCGGCAAUCGGUUGCACCUGUUUUACACUUUACCCUGGAUGUGGUUAAUCAGCCAAGACUUGUUUGGUGUCUCCGGUUUGUUUCUUUAGUUUUAACGCUGAUGAUUCGAGGCGAGUGUAGAUAUGAAUGGAAAUAACAUGGUACCUCAUCAUGUCGAGUUGCUCUAGACCUGUAUUCGUUAGCUGGAUUACCUCCAUAGCUCGAGUACUUACUACUAACAAAGCAAACCUUAGACACCAGAUGUGUCUCGGCCGAUCAACUACGCUUGGUCAUUUGGAUCCCGAAAUGGUCAAAUCUGCUGUUUACAAAUUGUAUGAUAAUCUGGACUCCAUCUGCAAUAAAUUGGAAACAAAGGACUCUG